Microsporum canis CBS 113480 is the source of this 1029-nucleotide messenger RNA. Its product is annotated as PAP2 domain-containing protein. The transcript is spliced from 3 exons. Gene Ontology annotation, biological process: phospholipid metabolic process. NCBI's taxonomy places the organism in Eukaryota, Fungi, Ascomycota, Eurotiomycetes, Onygenales, Arthrodermataceae. Gene Ontology annotation, molecular function: phosphatidate phosphatase activity. Bases 1 to 1029 code for a protein of 342 amino acids. The record is from RefSeq and is a predicted model, not a curated record.
AUGGGAUCCUCUGAUCGCACGCCAACCGCAGGCCGCGUCUCGAAGCUGGUCGUCCUCUCCUAUGUAGUCGACUGGAUCGUCAUCUUACACUCGUUUAGUCUACGAGACCCUAAUAUAUCAUAUCCCUUUGCCGCCAAGGAGACUGUCUCCGUCACCGUGCUUGUGCUAGUCACAUUGGUUGCCCCUCUCGUCCUGAUUGCGCUGUUUAGUUUGCUCUUCAUACCCGGCAGGUCGGCGGCUGCAGGCACGCCUACCUCCCUGAUAUGGCGUCGCAAGCUGUGGGAGUGGAAUGCCGGGUGGAUGGGGCUCGGAGUGGCUUACGCUUGCACCUAUGCGGCGACUGAGGGAAUGAAGGUGCUCUUUGGGAAGCCCAGGCCGGACAUGUUGAGCAGAUGUGACCCUGACCUAUCUGACAUUGCCAGCCAUGUCGUCAGUGGGCUGGGACAGAGGCUUGAAGGUGCUCCGGAGCUGGUCACUUGGACGAUAUGUCGCAACACGUCUUCGAGACUGCUGCGAGACGGGUUUGUGAGCUUCCCGAGCGGGCAUUCAUCUAUCUACCUAACACUUUGGGUAUCCUCGAAACUAUUCAUUGCCUUCCCCAACCUUUCGCCAGCUCACUUCACCCGACACGUUCGUGCUGCUUCUUUCCAACAACAACCAGAAGACGAAGAGACCCCUCACACCUCGUCCUCGUCCGACACAAUUCCACUGCGCGAGCAAGGCGCAGCACCACCGACAUACCUCCUCCUUAUUGCUGCCAUACCCAUCUGUACUGCUGUAUUCAUUGCCAGCAGUCGGUGGGUAGAUAACCGGCACUUUGGCUUUGAUAUCCUCUUUGGCUCCGUGCUGGGUACACUGUUCGCCUGGAUUGGGUUCAGUCUCUAUCACAUCCCUCUUACAUCCGGUGCGGGUUGGGCAUGGGGUCCAAGGAGCAGACACCUUGCCUUUUUUGCUGGUGUAGGCUUCCCAACCUAUGGGUGCGCCAUGGAUGAGCACCAGCACAGGAGCGGUGAAGCUCUUCCCCAGUGA